AUGUCAUAGUUUUAUCCUGUCAGAUAAUCUUAAACAUAAAUAUCUAAAGUAAGAAAUAUUUUAAAUUAAGAAUUUAUUCCAAUUUGUAGAUGAUAUAAUUAUUGAGCAUUAAAUUAAUUUAUUAUCCAAAAAAUCAAUUGAUCAAAUUAUAGUACUUUAUAGAAAUCAAAAAAAUUGUUGAAUAUUUUAAUAAUGGAAAGAGAACAACAAUUAAUUGAUUAAUAUAUUAGAUAGUGAGAAUCUUGGAGAUUCUUUCAGAGAAUUUUAUAGUCAUAAAAUUAUUAAAUAAGAUUUUUUAUUAUUGUUUGAUGAUGUUAUAAUUAAUAUCUCAUUGAAAUAAGUGAUUCUUAAAUAUCAAGAUCAAAAGAAAAUAAGAUAAAAUGAACAUUUUAUUAAUUUUUGUUCAUUAAGGAAUCUAAAAAUAUGA
Molecule: messenger RNA, 427 nt
Organism: Paramecium sonneborni
Lineage: Eukaryota; Ciliophora; Oligohymenophorea; Peniculida; Parameciidae
Source: the annotation of a GenBank genome assembly